Messenger RNA from Rotaria sp. Silwood1, 1836 nucleotides. The record is from the annotation of a GenBank genome assembly. NCBI's taxonomy places the organism in Eukaryota, Metazoa, Rotifera, Eurotatoria, Philodinida, Philodinidae.
AUGAAACAAACAAAACGACAACGACAAAACAGCAGUUAUGCUGAUGAUAAACAAAAGAAGCUAAAAGACGAUCCGGAUAAAUCAUCAAGAAAAUCUUGCACUCGUUUUGAAGAUAUUCCAAAUGAAAUUAUCUAUGAGAUAUUCGAAUUUCUUGAUGUUUAUCAUAUGUACACAGCUUUCUUUAAUCUUAAUAUACGUUUUCAAAAUCUUUUUGCUAAUUCAAAUCUUCCCAUAAAAAUUAAUCUUUCAUUAACGUCUAGAUCGACUUUUGAACAUCAAUACAAACCUAUUAUUAUGCUUAAUAAACAUCGAAUAAGUUCACUUCGUUUAUCAAAUCUAUUUACUAUCGAUAUGAUUUUUUCACCAAUUCGAAAUGUAUCAAAAUUGAUACAUCUUCAAACUCUUCACAUGAAUAAUAUUCAAUCCAAAUGUAUUGAAAAACUUCUAAAAUAUUUAGCAUCUUUACCAUGUCUCUCUUCAUUGAUUAUCCUUGUUGUCGAUUGUGUUGAAAAUAAAAAUAAACUUUAUCGUCGAAUAUUUCGUCUACCCGUAUUGAAAUAUUGCAAAAUAACAAUGACAAAAUUUGUUGAAUCUGAACCACUAUCCAUUGCAAUUAAUAAAUAUAGUUCUAUUGAGCAUCUUGUUAUAAAUAAUGGUUGUUAUUUGCAUGAGCUUAUUUCUCUUUUAUCAUAUGUUCCACAACUUCGUCGUCUUUCAUUGCGUGAUCUAUAUGGAACUUUCAUUAAACAAACAGAAUUACAUUCAAUUGUGUUUAACUAUUUGACACAUAUUUCUAUAAAUAAAACAAAUAUGACUUUCGAUGAAUUUGAAUUAUUGAUUAGAAAUCAUUUUCCACAAAUUCAAAGCUUGUAUUUUUCAAGAAAUUUCGAUGAUGAAUUUUUAAAUGCAAAUCGAUGGCAACGAUUAAUUUCAUCUUAUAUGUCACAAUUACGUAUUUUUGAUUGUCAUUGUACAAUUUCUGCAUUUAACGAACGGAAUUUCCAAGACCUACUUAAUCAUUUUAAUUCGCCCUUUUGGAUUGAGCGACAAUGGUUCUUUACUCAUCAUAUUCGUUCGACAUCAAUGGAUAGGUGUAAUGGUAUGACUAUCUUUUCUACCAAUCCGUAUAGGAGAAAAUAUUACACAAUAUAUGGAGAGAAUGGCGACAAAUAUUGGUCACAUGAUCAAAAAAUUAAUUUGAAUACAGUCCAUUUUGUUCGUAUCGAAGAUAUAAAAGCGAUAAAUGAUUGUAAUAAUUAUUUUCCAAAUGCUACUGAACUUACUCUCAUCUGUAAGUCUAUUAAUGAAAAUCAAAUUCAUCUUUCGCCUAUACUUAAUUCUAUUCUUCCUUUAAAACAACUUACUAAAUUAGUUUUUGAUAUUUAUCAUUAUCGCUUUGCAACGAUCAUUGAACUAUUAUAUUUCACAUCUAAUAUUCAUACAUUAAUACUUAAUUGUACAUCUCUUUGCGAAUCAAGUUUUAUAUUUAUUCAACAACAUAAAACUUUUCAAUUGGUAUCAAAGACAAAUAAAAUUACUAAUCUGAUGAUUUUAACAGAAUGCACAUUCGAAGUGACAAAGUUACUUGUUAAUCUUUGUCCUCAAUUACAACAUCUUACAAUCAAUAUAAAAAAGAAUGAUUUCGCACCAACUUUACGAUUUUUAUUAUCAAAAGAUAAUCACUGUAUUCGCCAUUUAUUCUCAUUGUAUCUCCAACAUGUACCUGAAGAUCAAAUUCUAAUAUUGAACGAACUUAUUAAACCAGACAAACUAUUUGGUCAUUGUUUCAUGAAAGUAUCAGAAGGUUUCUCGGGCAAUGUUUAUUUAUGGUGGUAA